AAUACGUUCCAGUUCUUAUGACCCAACUUCUGAAUUUAAAGAUUGUUUUCUCUGCAAGUUCAAAAACCAAGUUACACAUUUGGAAAACUAAAAUAUCCUUGGGGAUUUACUGUAUUAGUUUGACUAUAGAACGAGUUGGAUAGUGAUUAGAUGAAAUCAUGAAUCGACUGUUGGGAUGUGAUGUGUUUUAUUAAAUCCUAGUAAACUCGUGCUAGUCCACAUUCGGCCAUGAUCAGGAUUAUAGGAACAUCCUGAUGUUUCUGUGUCCCUCAGGCUUUUGGCUGUGGUUUACUGUUUUACCAAGGGACGUGACACUUUCCUAAGGAGCAGUUACUAUUUUGUUCCUUUGGACUGGAUAUGUAUACCUCCGAUUCUGAUAGAGUAUACAAUCCGGCACGAGAAUUUACAACCGAGCCCCUAGUUUAAUCAUUUAUGUGGAUUUAACUAUCUAUUCUACUAUAAAUGACACCAAGGUUCAAACCCCUGAUGUAGCAACGUAACUAUAACAAAUCUCAUCGAACCAAAUUUCAAAUUUCUGAGGAAAUGUUAUAACACGAUCUUACAAAUAAAAUGACAAUUUUUCUUUGGAGCCCGUCGGACAGCCACUACUGUAUCGUGUUCAGCUGUUUGUGUCUGUGACUAUGUCUAGUCGGUGGGACUGGAUGCUUGGCAUCAUCUUUAUGGUGGCCAUCUCUGUCAUUGUCAUUGUGGCCACGUUCGCCUGUAUCGUCUUCUGUAAGUGUAAGAAGAAACUGAAGCAGGCAAAGACGGUGGGCAUCGAACCGACGGCGACGGACGACGACACGGAUAUUGAGCUGCGCCCUGUGAGUCCCUCGGACAUUGGGCGGGGCCGGAAGAAGACGACGCCGGUCACGCCCCUUCACACUCAUAGAUCCUCCAUCACCACCCCUAUAGGCUCCUCCCGUCAGUCCAACGACCAUUUCUUCUACUCCAGCAGACAGGCCUGGAUGUUUGAGCCAGACUGAUAGCGUCAUUAGACUGAAUUGUCAAGUUUUAUUGAAAAUUUGUGACGGUGUAAAGGCGAAGAGUUGUGUUCCUAAUCUGGUGACGGCCUAAUGUACUGACUGGAGUAAAGACUUAGGUGGAAGUUACGAUGUUAAGGAAUGUCAGUGUUAUGUUACUGUCUAUGUUACAAUGAGAUCAAUAUUAGUGGUUAUGUAACUGUCUAUGUUACAAUGAGAUCAAUAUUAGUGUAACAACUGAAUGUAAAUGUUACUGUCAGUGUUAAAAUGAGAACAAUAUUAGUGUAACAACUGAAUGUAAAUGUUACUGUCAGUGUUAAAAUGAGAACAAUAUUAGUGUAACAACUGAAUGUAAAUGUUACUGUCAGUGUUACAAUGAGAACAAUAUUAGUGUAACAACUGAAUGUAAAUAUUACUGUCAGUGUUACAAUGAGAUCAAUAUUAGUGUAACAAUUGAAUGUAAAUGUAACUGUCAGUGUUACAAUGAGAACAAUAUUAGUGUAACAACUGAAUGUAAAUGUUACUGUCAGUGUUACAAUGAGAACAAUAUUAGUGUAACAAUUGAAUGUAAAUGUUACUGUCAGUGUUACAAUGAAAACAAUAUUAGUGUAACAACUGAAUGUAAAUGUUACUGUCAGUGUCACAAUGAGAACAAUAUUAGUGUAACAAUUGAAUGUAAAUGUUACUGUCAGUGUUACAAUGAGAACAAUAUUAGUGUAACAAUUGAAUGUAAAUGUUACUGUCAGUGUUACAAUGAGAACAAUAUUAGUGUAACAACUGAAUGUAAAUGUUACUGUCAGUGUUACAAUGAGAUCAAUAUUAGUGUACCAACUGAAUGUAAAUGAUACUGUUAGUGUUACAAUGAGAACAAAAAAUGUAAUGCUUUCAAUGAUACAUGGAGUGUGAGGAUAACAAUAACAAUAUAUUACAGUUAAAAUGUAAAUGUCUCAUUCAUUGCAAAACUCUUCAUUGUGUAACAGUAUGUAAUCAUUAUUAUUAAAGACAACAACACAAAAUCUGCUAAAAUAUCUACAUAACACUUUAAUCAAUAAUCAGUAUUUUAUAAUUAAUGAUUAAAAAAAAAGCAAAUCCCUUGUUUUGUACACAGAAUUCUAUAAUCCAUUACUUUGUACACAGACAUAUAUAGGCAGUUUCUGAUUACAGAACCAGUUUUACUCAAAUUCUAAAAACAACAACACUUUUACAUAGGGAAUUUGUUCCAUGAUUUUUCCUUUUGUUGACAAAUUUGAUUUAGAUCUUCAUCUCAUUGAUCUUCAUUCUGAUUAUGUAACUUUACAGGGAAAAGGGAAGUAUUUAACUCCUGUACAAAGUUUGAAUUUGUUCAAUAUAAAUAUUAAAUAACAGCUUGAAAUUCUUAAAUUAUAAACUGCAUCUUUGGUUCUGAUUAAGACCACCAAGUUUAAAAAUUUAAAACUAGAAAAAAAAUUAAAAUAGUGGUUACACAGGCUAUAAAGUAAACGUGCAAAAGAAACGUGAUGAAGGAUUACAGGGUGAGGCAAUGAUCCACUUUGUAGAUACUUAAAACACUCCACUGACCAAAACACGCCUGCACAGGUCUGGGAGAGCUGUCAUUUCUGUUUUAGUAACACGUUAGCGUCUGCUUCAAUUCAAAAUAUAAGUUACUGGCAACUUUAUACAAAGGAGCAAAGCUUUGAUUUCUAGGUAUGCGAACAAGCUUCCAAUAAAUAUAAAAUCCUUAAAAUCAAUUUCUAAAUGAAUCAUAGGAGAGACCCUAGGAGUAGUAUGAAAUCCUUGUGUACAGGAUAAAGAACAGUCACGCUGUCGAAUAUCACCAGGUUCUACACGAGAUACGCCUUAAUUAGAUUGCACCAAUUUGUUUAUUCCUUGUAACAAUAGGAAGUAGACAAGCUUCACGGCUCAGUGGUUCAUGGCACAUAGUACUCGUGUUAAGCCAACCAUCACUUGACCGGCGGUCAGAGUUCAACACAGAGCCAGGGCCAUCAUUUAAUACUAAUGUGAAGCAUGAGAGAAUAAAAUAGACCAACUCUUACAUGAUGAAAGUGUAGAAAGAAAAAAGGGGAGAAUCCUACACAAAAUAGGGGAUCCCCCAAGCUACCUUACACAAUGAUGUACAUGAUCAUCUUGUUU
This is a messenger RNA of Magallana angulata, 3113 nucleotides long. RefSeq lists its product as uncharacterized. The record is from RefSeq and is a predicted model, not a curated record. The coding region runs from base 642 to 986 and encodes 114 amino acids. The transcript is spliced from 2 exons. Lineage: Eukaryota; Metazoa; Mollusca; Bivalvia; Ostreida; Ostreidae.